GCGAAGCUGGGGCCGCCAGAGCCAAACAGGGAACGGCGUUUGCCGGGGCCAAGGCGGAAGCCGGAUCCUUUGGCGGACCGGACCGCGGGAACCCGGAAACGCCUGGGCCUCACUGAGGCGGUACAGGCGACAGAGCCGGCGGGAGCCGGCAGCGCUGCGGGUCAGCGGUUGCGGCGGAGCCGGCGGGCUCGGAAGCCUGGGUCGCCCGGCGUCCCGGAGCCCGGGGCUCCACUGCGGGCAGCUGGCCGAGCCGCACGGCGGACAAAUGAAGAGAAAACAAUGUCUGCCAACCUAAAAUAUCUUUCCUUGGGAAUUUUGGUGUUUCAGACUACCAGUCUGGUUCUAACGAUGCGUUAUUCUAGGACUUUAAAAGAGGAGGGGCCUCGUUAUUUGUCUUCUACAGCAGUGGUUGUGGCUGAAUUUUUGAAGAUAAUGGCCUGCAUCUUUUUAGUCUACAAAGACAGUAAGUGUAGUGUGAGAACACUGAAUAGAGUACUGCAUGAUGAAAUUCUUAAUAAACCAAUGGAAACACUGAAGCUUGCUAUUCCGUCAGGGAUAUAUACUCUCCAGAACAACUUACUCUAUGUGGCACUGUCAAACUUAGACGCCGCCACUUACCAGGUUACAUAUCAGUUGAAAAUACUUACAACAGCAUUAUUUUCUGUGUCUAUGCUUGGUAAAAAAUUAGGUGUGUACCAGUGGCUCUCCCUAGUAAUUCUGAUGGCAGGAGUUGCUUUUGUACAGUGGCCUUCAGAUUCUCAAGAACUGAAUUCUAAGGACCUUUCAACGGGCUCACAGUUUGUAGGCCUCAUGGCAGUUCUCACAGCCUGUUUUUCAAGUGGCUUUGCUGGAGUUUAUUUUGAGAAAAUCUUAAAAGAAACAAAACAAUCAGUAUGGAUAAGAAACAUUCAACUUGGUUUCUUUGGAAGUAUAUUUGGAUUAAUGGGUGUAUACAUUUAUGAUGGAGAAUUGGUAUCAAAGAAUGGAUUUUUUCAGGGAUACAAUCAACUGACGUGGAUAGUUGUUAUUCUGCAGGCACUUGGAGGCCUUGUAAUAGCUGCGGUCAUCAAGUAUGCAGAUAACAUUUUAAAAGGAUUUGCAACCUCCUUAUCCAUAAUAUUGUCAACAGUCAUAUCUUAUUUUUGGUUACAAGAUUUUGUGCCAACCAGUGUCUUUUUCCUUGGAGCCAUCCUUGUAAUAGCAGCUACUUUCUUGUACGGUUACGAUCCCAAACCUGCAGGAAAUCCCACUAAAGCAUAGUCAUGUCCUAUCCUUAACUGGAUUUUCACAAUGGUGCCCUAGGAACCUCAACAUUAAUCUUGCACAGAGGACUUCUGCAGAUUCUAUGAAGAAAUCAUCAUGCUAAAUCUGAUCAUUCUGUUCAAAUGGUUUGAAAAUGUGUAGCCUUCAGGACGAAAUGUGUACAUCGUCUGCAACCCAAGCUUGGCAGUGUGUCCAGGAAGUAGGGUUAGAGGGGAUACUGGGAGGAGGCCUUAAGUCUGAGCUCAUAAUGACAUCAGCCUUUUAGUUGCUGCAGAACUGUCCAGUGCAGCCUUUGCAAGAGCACAUGCAUACAAAUAAAGACCAAGGUUUGCAAGGUAGAUCUGCCGACACUUAUCACACGUUCUUAACCUUACUCUUUCUGUACAGAUGUAUCAAGUUAUAUGAACUAUUUAAAUGGAAAUUUAUAAUUGCCUAUCAAGCUGUGAACAAACAAAUAUAAUUUAAAACCAUUUUCAUGUAUUUCAUGGGAUUUUUUAUAUUUAUACAGAAGAUUACUAAGGAAAGGAUUGCUAAAUUUUAUUUAAUUCCAUAAGACAUGAUGAAGUAAUGAUCUGGGUUUGAAUCAUAUUUAAAUUUAGUGUAGAAAGAAUCUGUCUCUCUGUGUAUGUCUGACCAUUUACUGCUUUGAGACAGCUGAAUGCAGUUUGGUUCUUCCUAUGCUAGAGUAGAAGGGUCUGGCACUAAUGGAGUUUACCCAUCAUUUCCCAGUUGUGUUUCUCUUCUCGUUAUUCUCAUCAUUACCUUAAGUUGAAUUUGUAUGUGUUGCCAUUAAACAUUUUAAAUGAAUUUAAAGGGAUUAAGUACUCAUUUAAUAAUUAAAAAUAAGAUAAUGAUUACUGUCCAGUCUCCAUGUGGAGAAAUGUAAACUAUGAAACAUAUAUUGUAUGUAGUUUUGAAAUGAAGAAUUUUCUUGUUAAUCUGAAGUAGGAAUUUCUUUUAAUCUCCAACUGUUGACAAAAACAAUCAAAAGAGUAUUAUUAGUUCUCUCAGUGGACCAUGAUCAAACUGAUUUUCUUGCAGACAUUCCCUACUGCCAUAGUGUUACUUUCUUUUUUCCUUUUCUUAAAGCCUAUUGUUACUUGUUUGUUUUUUUUCCUUAAGGCAGAUUUUCAUUAUGUAGACCAGACUGGCCUUGAACUCACAAAUAUCUACCCGGCAGUCUGUGCCUGCUGAGUGAUGGGAUUAAGGGUGUGGUGGACCACCCUGCCCCCCUCACUACACUGUUUUAAGUGAGUUGCAUUAUAUUUUAAGUUCUAAGGCUAUUUAGAAGUUUUUAUGUCUUAAAGCUCACUCUCCCCAGGAACACUCUGAUCCUGUGUCUGGAAGAUGUGACUGCCUUUGGGGUUUCCUUUCUGGUGUUCCCAUGAGUGCUUCUGUGAAGGAGCAACCAUUUGCUUUAAAAUAGUAGAUUUUCUUUCUUUUUAACACUGGAGUUGAGGAUACAAAUUAUGAGUUAUUUAAUAAUAGAUUCAAAGGAGAGAGAAUAUAUUAGAAAUAGUAAAACUGGGUGGCAAAAAUGCAUUCUAUAUUUGGAAUAUAAGUUAUUUAAUUAUUGACCAUUUGCAGAAUUACCUAUUGAAUAUAAAAUCUAUUUUAUUCUUUCAUUUAUAUUGUAUAUAUUUUAAAACUUUGUUCUUAUAGAUACAAACCUAUAAAAAAGGUAACUAUUUUUUAUGUAGUUCUAAUAGAUUUUGUUAAAUGGAGUCUGACUCAAAAGCACUAUUGUAAAGAACUGUAAGGUUCCUUUGGCAACCUUGGAUUGGCUAGUUGAUCUUUGCCAGAGCAGAUGUACUUUCAACAGUGAACCUGGCUAACUGAUUCCAUUCAGAGUUUGAAAGUGUGAAAAUGAUAGAAUAUUUAAUGUCAUUGCACCAAUGAGGAUAUAGUGAUAGCAGGCUUUCUGAGUGCCACGUUUAUAGUUUUCAGUGACUGCCUUUUAGAGAUUGAAUAUUUUGAGCAUGGUGUGAAGCCACCCCAGCAUUCAAGCUUAUGUCCUAGGACCUAUGACUAAGUGCAACCCAGAUCUUGCAAAUAUACAAAAUUCAAGAGGACCAAUUCAUGUUCUGCUCAUAUGAAAGCAUUGUGUGGGCAAGCGUGUUAAUACAGUGUGGAUUCAAAAUCAGUGGUUACUUAGAUCUAGUCUACCCUGUCUUAACCCUACAGAAAUAUAUACAAAGAAGUAAUUGGAUAGUAAGGUGGUUAAAGUUUUAAUACCUUUUAGGUGUCUGAAAAUCUUUUAUGCAUCAUUUAUAUUUUUCCUUUCUGGUCAGUUAAAAAGUAAUUGGGCUGAAUGUAUAGUCUAAAAAUUUAUAAGGAAAUAAUAAUGUUUGUAGGAACAUGGACUUGUAACCUAGAUUGUGUCAUAUAUAUUGAUGCUGAAAUUUUGUGUAAUGUGGUUUGUGUUUUGAUGACAUUCAAAGGUGUUAUUGUGUCAUGCUUUUAUAAUAACUUUAUUUAAAUUUUAUGCUUUUAAAGGUGUGCUUGUUGUUUCUUAGCUACUUUCACUAAAAGACCAUGUGAAUUCCUGGAGAAGAGUGCCAGCUGAGAGCUGUAUUCAAGUUAGGCCCAGCACAGUGGGAGAAAGAGUGGUAUCCCAGGCAGACCCCAGCAGCAGCAGCAGCAGCUCUUUACUGAGUGGUUUUCAAGUUGUGAGUUUCCUUUAUAAUAUAGAACAUAGAGGUUAGAGAUUCAGAACUGAAAUGUUUACAUCAAUUUCUACUGAAUGACACAGAAUUUCAGAAAAGGCAGCUUGAUAUUUAAACCAGAGCCUGUUAAAAAAUUCCAAAAGGAAAUUAAUCGACAUUCUGCUCUGAACCCUAAAAUAGAAUACUAUCUUACAAAUCAAGUUACUAGACUUUUAGAAUGUCAUUAUACUGUCAUUCAUUGAAGUGUUUUUGUUUUGUUAUCUUUUUGAGGCAACAUCUUAACUAUGCCACCCUGGCUGCCUGAGACUUGCUGUGUAGACCAGGCUGGCCUGGAACUCACAAAGAUCUGCCUGUUUCUGCCUUCAGAGUGCUGGGAUUAAAGGUGUGCACCACCACCCCCAUUUGAGUUUUGUUUUAUUUAGUUUUUAAAGAAAGGCCUUAGUGUCACUCCUUCUAUUUAAACAUUCAUUGUAGAAUAUUUGACUACUUUUUAGAUAUAUCUUUACAUGGUAUUUAUAAAAAGUAAUUAUGUUUUAUUGAAAGCCACCUCAAGGAUCUCCAAGAUAUUUAAAGAAGUUACGGCCAAAGAAAAUGCACCUUUCUCACAAUCUGGUCCUAUGUGCCUUGCUUUACCAAAUAAAUACCUGACUUUUAUGGAGACUCUUCUGUAAUUUACAACUUUAGACACAUACUUGAAAGUGGGAUUUUUUUUUUCAAGAAUAUCUAUAAUUCUAGAUUUUGGUUGUUUCAACAUUUUCCCUUUAAAUACUACGUAUCCUAUAAAAGCAUCCAUGAACAGCACUUGCUUAAAUGAGUUGGGAUACCAGCAUCAUGAUUCAGGUUUGAGACUUUAACAGUUGUAUAUAAUUGGUUGUUGUUUCUUUUCUUGUAAAUCAUGAUUUGUUGUGAUUUAAAACAAUAUUUUUAAAUGAUUUUAACCCUAAAUUGA
Messenger RNA from Grammomys surdaster, 4878 nucleotides. It is a transcript of the gene Slc35a3, whose product is annotated as solute carrier family 35 member A3. Bases 280 to 1260 code for a protein of 326 amino acids. Gene Ontology annotation, biological process: pyrimidine nucleotide-sugar transmembrane transport. The record is from RefSeq and is a predicted model, not a curated record. Lineage: Eukaryota; Metazoa; Chordata; Mammalia; Rodentia; Muridae. The transcript has 8 exons. Gene Ontology annotation, cellular component: Golgi membrane. Gene Ontology annotation, molecular function: UDP-galactose transmembrane transporter activity.